UGCCGCAGCCGCCGCCACGCCACGACGCGCGCUGCCAACCGGUAACGGUCAGAGGAGUGCGGUAUCACCCUUUGUUCUCCGUGGGUGAGAGAGUGCGUGAUCCGAGACGUGUACGCGGAUAAAGAGAAUUUUGCGUCCGAGCCGAGGUCGCGUGAGUGAAACAGGACAAUAAAUAUGUCAGACGACAAUUCGCCUGUGGUGGAGGAGCAAAAAAAGAAGAGGGGCAGGCCGGCCAAGGCGGACAAGAAUGCCGUUAAGGAGCCCAAAAAGAGGGGUAGGCCCGCCGCGGAAAAGAAUAACGCGGUACGCCCCGCGAAAUCUGAUAACGAGGAUGACGCACCACCUGGACCCGUUAAAAAGGGAAGGGGUAGACCUAAGGGCUCCCACAAGAAGAAGCAAGGACCACCAAAAGGCACAACUACUUCGCCACGUGGUCGCGGUAGACCGAAAAAGACAGAAGAGAAACCUGAGCUAACCGGUGAGGAUGAAGACGAGCAGGAGGAGGAGGAGGAAGAAGAGGAAAAUUGAAGCAUCCGAAGAUGCAAUAGGGGAGGACGAAACUAACACAACUGACUUAUCCUUCGAAGAUCUUUAAAUAGAAAAUCGAAAUGAAUUCAUUUUAAAGAUUUUACUUUUGUUUCAUUUUAACUUGAUAACUCUCGAGCGAGUGUCAAAGUGGUGGACAUUGUCCAUACCGAUUAUUGGAGUUUUCUCUCACGGACUCUAAUUCGCGGUGUCACAUUGCCACACACGCACUGACAAAUUCACAGAAAAAACGUUGGAUACAAAAGUUGUGUUACAAAUUUAUUAAGUUCUUUUUCAUAUUUACUUGACAUCACUACUAUUAAUGAUAAAAUGAAAAAUCAAUACUUUUUAAGUACUACAACUACGUUACGUGUAAUCUUUUUUAAUAGUAAAAGACUGGAUAAAGAUGCAGAUCUCAAAACACUUUUUAAUUUGCCCGAGAGAAGUGAAGUUUGAUAAACCUUUUUUUAAUUAAAGAAAACUAUUUCACGCAGUAUAGAGAGUAUUGUGUCACAUGUUUGCUACCUCCUUUUCUCCCUCAUACACGUAUUACGCGAUUCAUUGUUGGCAAUGCCAAAAAAAGAACUCCAUACCGAUCUAAUACCUAUUGUAAGAGAUAGAGAAAGGUAAACGAAAAAAAAUACUUGUAUGUAACAUAUGCAGGGAAAUAUUCUUUUCUAAUUAACACUAAUAAGUACACUUUCUUAAUGAAUGUAUAUUACUGUCGUUUUUGAGGCAAGCAUAUGUGUGAAUGUCAAAUUUGUAUUAAAGUAAAUAAACUCAAAGUACUCUUA
Molecule: messenger RNA, 1319 nt
Organism: Monomorium pharaonis (pharaoh ant)
Lineage: Eukaryota; Metazoa; Arthropoda; Insecta; Hymenoptera; Formicidae
Gene: D1
Product: high mobility group protein HMGI-C
Exons: 3
Coding region: 175-528 (117 amino acids)
Molecular function (GO): DNA binding
Source: RefSeq, a predicted model, not a curated record